ACCAUUAAAUAAGACCUUGAUUUCCCUCUCACUUCUACUCUCUCUCACUCUUCUUCCACUACCUAAUAAACUUCCAGAGAGAGAAACAUAGAAAACCCUCGAGAAGCAAACACAAAAAAACUCUAAAUUACUAUCGUCUGUUUUAGAAUCUAAUAUAAUAACAGAGCAAUUCCAUUUCAUAAAAUGGGUACUUGCAAAAAUAGAGAGGAAAAUAGAAAUUUAGCAAGGAAAACAGUAAAUGUUGAAGGACCAAUAAUUAUUGGGGCAGGACCUUCAGGUUUAGCAACAGCUGCUUGCUUAAAACAACAGGGGAUUCCAUCAUUAAUCCUCGAAAGAUCAGAUUGCAUUGCACCUUUAUGGCAACAAAAGACAUAUGAUCGUCUUAAACUUCAUUUACCUAAGAAAUUCUGUGAGCUUCCAUUGAUGGGGUUUCCAUCAGAUUUUCCUAAAUACCCAUCAAAGAAACAGUUCAUUUUUUACAUGAAAACUUAUGCUAAUCACUUUAAUUUAUCUCCUAAAUUCAACCAAGAAGUUUCAAAGACUUACUUUGAUGAAGAAAUUAUGUGUUGGAGAGUUCAAAUUAAGGGGAAUGAUUUUGAUUAUGUUUCAAAAUGGGUAAUUGUUGCAACAGGGGAAAAUGCAGAACCUUUAAUACCUGAAAUUCAAGGAAUGGAGAAAUUUCAAGGAAAAUUAAUGCAUACAAGUCUGUAUAAAUCUGGGUCUGAUUUUAAAAAUCAAAGGGUUUUGGUAAUUGGGUGUGGAAAUUCAGGAAUGGAAGUCAGUUUGGAUCUUUGUAGAUACAAUGCAAUGCCUCAUAUGGUGGUUAGAAACUCUGUGCAUGUUUUGCCAAGAGAAAUGUUUGGAUUCUCCACAUUUGGGGUUGCCAUGACCUUAUUAAAAUGGUUCCCUUUGAAAUUAGUUGACAAAUUUCUCCUUUUUGUGGCUAAUCUUACUUUGGGUAACACUGAUGGGUUGGGUCUAAGAAGACCCAAAACAGGCCCGAUAGAACUCAAGAAUGCAACCGGAAAGACACCAGUGCUUGAUAUGGGAGCACUUUCAUUAAUCAAAUCAGGAAAAAUUAAGGUGAUGGAAGCAGUAAAGGAAAUUACAAAGGAUGGAGCCAAAUUUGUAGAUGGUAAAGAGAGAGAAUAUGAUUGUAUAAUCUUAGCAACAGGAUAUAAGAGCAACGUACCCUCUUGGCUCAAGGACUGUGAGUUUUUCACAGAUGAUGGAAUGCCAAAAGUAGCAUUCCCAAAUGGAUGGAAAGGAGGGGAGGGAUUGUAUACGGUUGGAUUCACCAGAAGAGGAUUAUUAGGUACUGCAUCAGACGCCGUUAAAAUAUCCCAAGACAUAGCUGAUCAAUGGAGGAGAAUUAAAGGCCCUUGUAGUUGUGAUUCAUUAUCACAUCCUUAAGUUUACCAUAUCCAGUAAAUAAAUAUGCAACAACUACUAGUCCAGAAUAAUUACUGCUUUUGGUGAGAGAAAAAAUAAUUAGUGCUCAUAGGAGCUAAUUAUGGGGAUUUUGAAAAGUCAAAAACAAAGUAUUUUAGAAGAGAGUGAUUUACAAGGGUUUUAAAUUUUGAGUGUAAUAUACUUUUUUUUUUUUUUUGAGAAAGGGUGUAGUAUUAUAGAGUUAUCUUUAUUACUAUUAGUUUGCAUAUUUUUCUUUUAGUCUUUUGGGG
This is a messenger RNA of Amaranthus tricolor (Joseph's coat), 1682 nucleotides long. RefSeq names its product probable indole-3-pyruvate monooxygenase YUCCA4. Bases 184 to 1413 code for a protein of 409 amino acids. Gene Ontology annotation, molecular function: flavin adenine dinucleotide binding; N,N-dimethylaniline monooxygenase activity; NADP binding. The record is from RefSeq and is a predicted model, not a curated record. NCBI's taxonomy places the organism in Eukaryota, Viridiplantae, Streptophyta, Magnoliopsida, Caryophyllales, Amaranthaceae. The transcript has 4 exons. Gene Ontology annotation, biological process: auxin biosynthetic process.